AUGUCACAAUUGAUAAAACGCUGGUGCAAGGCAAUAAAUACGCAAGCUAUUCAAGAUAUAGAUAGCAUGUUACAACGAAUACGUAUUCCACAUAACAUGCGAGUGAUUUAUCUUGAUCCAAUUACAACCGUUGAUCAACAGAAGACAAAAUAUGCUCGUUUAUUUGUCUUCCAUGUGGACGUGCCAGUAUGUGUUGCUUAUCUACCUCCAUUACCCGCUUCUCACUUCGUCCUUUAUUCUCUGGCUAUGAAACUAUUACAUGCACCUGAUUCAACCGAAGAAUUCAAGUAG
Messenger RNA from Didymodactylos carnosus, 291 nucleotides. Lineage: Eukaryota; Metazoa; Rotifera; Eurotatoria; Philodinida; Philodinidae. The record is from the annotation of a GenBank genome assembly.